Messenger RNA from Paraphaeosphaeria sporulosa, 617 nucleotides. RefSeq lists its product as uncharacterized. The transcript has a single exon. Lineage: Eukaryota; Fungi; Ascomycota; Dothideomycetes; Pleosporales; Didymosphaeriaceae. The record is from RefSeq and is a predicted model, not a curated record. Bases 36 to 617 code for a protein of 193 amino acids.
GCUAAUUGAUGUGAUUGCGCUCAGACCAAGCGACAAUGCCUCGCUGGGCACCUCGGGAGUCCACCUUUCCAUAUGGUGCAAAGAACGUUGUUGAGAACGGAAAUCAUAACCACUGCUACCGAAGGCUCGUCAAGCACCUACUCUGGACUGAUCUACCUAGUAGUGCGAACCAAUUCAAUUUGCGCGCGUACGAAUCACGUUUUCUUACCACUAUCACAAGAUCGUUUCAUUGGCAUAAAACAAGUGGCCAAUGGCAUCAAUAUACAGUCCUUGUCCGAAUUGCAAAUCUCACUCCUGGACCCGUCGGCAUAAACUUUGAUAAAGAGUAUGCCAACGAGUACGGGUUGGCCAUUCGGAAGAAGUUUUGCACUAGCCGUAAACUCUACCAACUGAUCAAGACUAAGAAGCCCGAGGAGACAAUAUUCGUUCCGAUUCAGGUGGACGCGGGGCAGGACGUGUUAAAGGUGGAAUUUCAGCUCAAGGGAGACCUUGUUGCAAAAGAUGGUAAUCUCCUCGAGGAGGAUACUACUACGAAAGACGAUAGUCAGUUCGAAAGUGCCGAUGAGGAUUUUGCGAAAGCUUGGGUUCAGACCGAUAGCGCUUCUUCAAAGGUUUGA